UUUGCUUUAACAAUUCAGGUUUUGAUCUGAUAACUUUCAAGUACUAAUAUUCUCUUGGAGGUUCAAUUUCCUUCUGCCAAAAUGGAAACUUGGUUCCUCAUCGUCUCCACUCUUUGCAUAUCUGCAAUCGUUAAAGCCUUCUAUAACCUUUUCUUCCCUUCCCAAAAACCUGGCCCCAAGCUCCCUCCAGGACCCCCUAAAUUUCCCAUCAUCGGCAACUUGUUAUGGCUACACAGAUACAAAUCCUUCUCCGAUCUUGGACCGAUCCUUCGAAGUGUCAAUACAAAGUUUGGCCCCAUGGUAACUCUCCAUAUCACCUAUUACCUUGCCAUCUUUGUUUCUGACCGUUCCCUUGCACACCAGGCCUUAGUUGAGAAUGGUUCUGUUUUUGCUGAUCGAUCGCUGGCAGUUACCGUUAGCAAAACAAGUAGUAGCAAUCAACAUAGUAUUGCUUCUGCUGCUUAUGGCCUUACCUGGCGUGCUCUGCGAAGAAACCUGACAGCUGAAAUUCUUAAUCCCUCUCGGAUAAAAUCUUACUCUCAAGCUCGGAUAAGGGUCUUGCAAAUCCUCAAGCAGCAGCUGAUCAAGUCACGAAAUACCGGUGAUCCUAUCCCUGUGGUAGACUAUUUUAGACAUGCCAUGUUUUUCUUGUUAGCCCUGAUGUGUUUUGGAGCUCACGUUGAUGAAAACCAGCUUAGAAAAGUUGAGGUUGUUCAAAGGGGCAUGUUAUUGAAUAUUCAUAGGUUCGAUGCACUAAAUUUCUGGCCAAAGGUGACAAGGAUUUUGCUUUAUAAGCUCUGGAAGGAGUUCUUGCAAACUCGAAAAAAUCAAGCGGAUGUUUUCAUCCCAUUAAUCAGAGCCCGAAAAAAAGUGAAGGAAGAGUAUUUGAUCAGCAAGAUGAAAGAGGGUAAAGAAAGAAAAGAAGAAAAUGAUUACAUUUUAUCAUAUGUUGAUACUUUGUUGGAUUUACAACUUCCUGAGGAGAAGAGGAAACUUGAUGAAGGGGAAAUUGUGACUUUGUGCGCAGAAUUUCUUAAUGCCGGCACAGAUCCAACAUCCACAGCGUUGCAAUGGAUUAUGGCCAAUUUGGUUAAGUACCCUCUUAUUCAAGAGAAGCUAUACAUGGAGAUUAAAGGGGUUGUGGGAGAUGCAGCUGAAGAGGUCAAAGAAGAUGAUUUGCGUAAGAUGCCUUACCUAAAAGCAGUGAUUUUGGAAGGUCUUAGGCGUCACCCUCCUGCACAUUUUCUGUUCCAUGGAGUGACAGAAGAUGUAAUUUUCAACGACUUUUUAGUGCCUAGAAAGGGUAUUAUAAUUUUCUUCAUAGAAGAGAUGGGAUUGGACUCGAAGAUUUGGGAAGAUCCCUUGGCGUUCAAACCGGAAAGGUUCCUACGUGGUGAGGAAGAGGUUGACAUAACAGGUCGGAAGGAGAUCAAGAUGAUACCAUUUGGGGCAGGGAGGAGGAUUUGUCCUGCUCAUAGUUUGGCCAUGCUUCAUUUGGAGUUUUUUGUGGCAAAUCUAGUUUGGUUUUUUGAGUGGAAGGCCAAGGAUGGAGAUGAUGUUGAUUUGUCAGAGAAGGAAGAAUUUACAUUUGUGAUGAAAAAUCCAUUGCAAGCUUGCAUAUAUAGCAGGCCUAGGCAAGUUUGAUCAUUUAACAAAUGCUGGUGAAAUGUCAAUAUACUUAUUAAGCUUUUGGAAAUGCAUCUUUUAGAGAUUUUUUGAUGUU
Theobroma cacao (cacao) is the source of this 1723-nucleotide messenger RNA. The record is from RefSeq and is a predicted model, not a curated record. Lineage: Eukaryota; Viridiplantae; Streptophyta; Magnoliopsida; Malvales; Malvaceae.